CGUCUGCCUGAGUGGUUGAACAAUUCUUCAUACUUCUUGAUACAUGCAGCGCAAUCCAUUCAUCUUCUUUCGGGGAAAGUGUAUAGUAGUGGGAAUAGACUUAAACCUGGACGGAAGCGCAUGAACAGGUCAGGUUUGACGGGCUGAGUGUUGGCCCGUUGUGGCAGCCAUCGCUAGGAGGAAAAGCGUCCAUGUGUUUUCUUCACCAUUUAAUUCUCUAACCGGGUUCUGAGGAGGUGAAGGAUGUCCAGCGAUAUCGCCGGCGUGUGGGAGGUGGCGCUGAGCGACGGAGUUCACAGAAUAGAGUUUGAACACGGCACAACGACCGGCAAGAGGGUGAUCUACGUGGAUGGGAAGGAGGUGAUCAGACGGGACUGGAUGUUCAAACUCGUGGGGAAGGAGACGUUUAGCGUUGGCCAGUCAGACACCAAAGCAACCAUCAACAUUGAUGCGGUGAGCGGCUUUGCCUACGAGUACACCCUGGAGAUCAACGGGAAGAGCCUGAAGCAGUACAUGGAGAACAGGUCAAAGGUCACCAGCACCUGGCUGCUCAACCUGGACGGCAGCGACUGCAGAGUGGUGCUGGAGAAAGACACUAUGGAUGUCUGGUGUAAUGGAGAAAAAAUUGAGACUGCAGGGGAGUUUGUGGAUGAUGGUACGGAGACACAUUUCACGCUCGGAGACCACAACUGCUGCGUAAAAGCUGUGAGCAGUGGGAAGAGGCGAGAUGGGAUCAUUCACAAUCUGCUGGUGGACGGCGCGGAGAUCGCUGAAUGUACGGAGUGACUGUCGGUGCACGAUUCCAUCUGUGAGAACAGAGAUCGGGUCUGGAUUUGUGACCAGGUGUCUGUGAAUAUAAGUGAUGGUAUCUUGUGAUGCCUUUUUGAGCAAGAGAGAACUGACAAAGUGGACCAGCGUGCUGAAGGCCUUUCUGUGCAGGGUACAGUAUAUUAGCCAUACAUUAGGUGUCAUACGUUUACUGUAAUAGUUAAAGACAGGACCCGCAGUGUGGGCGUCUGUCGACUAGAUGGUGCAGCUAUAAAUGUCUGUCGCAUUAUAGGAUUUACUGUCUCAAAGGUUUACACUGGGAACAAAAACUAUUUUGAGUCAAAUUUAUACAUUGCAAGACGUUUAAUGCCAAUUUCAUUAACAUUAUUAAUGUUAGACUCCAUCUUUUAUGCUUGAAAUAAGCAUAGAGGAAUGAGUUCAAGACUCAGCUGUAAUACUAAGGACAGCUCUUCAAACCUCUCACAUUAAACCUCCACACUUUUCCCUCCACUUUUCAUGCUAGCUUUUCUCGAUUGUUCAGUAUUGUGCAAUAUUUUACCAGGAUACGGAUCCUUCCUCGAAUGUAUCAACACGCCGUUGUGCCCUCCUUAGUCUGAUGUUGUUGUAUUUAAUGAUCUUUGUUGUCUGUUAAGCCCAUUGAUGCUACAAUAUGUAUUUAGCUUUUAACUGACUAAUCUAGAUGCACCAAAACAUUUAACAGUGUAUUUUGUACUAUUUAGAGGGUACAACAGUUUCACAGACAAUCACUUAGAUGUGUUAAUAUUAUAAUACAGCUGCUGUGCAUCUAUUUCUAAUAUCAAUGAAACAGACUGUGUAAUUCUGUUAUGCCUUUUGUUUUCAUGUGAAGACCACAUAUGACAUUUUGUGUUAAGAAUUUAAGCUGAAUAGUUUUUAUAGAGUCUUAGUUUGAAAUUACACAUUGUAAAUGUUUUACCAAUGUAUCUAAGGAUAUCUAGUAAAAUACAUUAAAAUAUUUCCCCC
Messenger RNA from Cololabis saira (Pacific saury), 1770 nucleotides. RefSeq names its product Fas apoptotic inhibitory molecule a (gene faima). Bases 244 to 786 code for a protein of 180 amino acids. Gene Ontology annotation, biological process: canonical NF-kappaB signal transduction; positive regulation of neurogenesis; negative regulation of extrinsic apoptotic signaling pathway via death domain receptors. The record is from RefSeq and is a predicted model, not a curated record. Lineage: Eukaryota; Metazoa; Chordata; Actinopteri; Beloniformes; Belonidae. The transcript has 4 exons.